AUUGCGAGCACUUUCCCAAAGCUUCGGUCCAAUUGUUUACCUCAACCAACUUUCGCCUAUCUCAACCCUCGAAUAACUUGAUAGGAAAAUGGAUAUAUCGGUGCAUACAGGAUAUAACUGUCUUUGUUGUUAUCAAUGGGAGAUGAUGAAGAUGUCUUGGUCAAUUCGCAACUAGAUGAAGGUUCAAGGCACAAGAGGAAAUACCACAAAAUAUGGGCAAGCUCCAAUCAAAACAUGCCUUUAAACGCAGAGAAAAUCCUGAAGGUGGUAGUUUUGCUGCCAAUGUGCUCACCUGUCAGGGAGAGUGGGAACACACUGGUCUCCACACCCACACAAUCAGAUUUAAGCAGGAGUUGUGCAGAAGGGAAGUGAAGGAAGUGCAGGUCCUGGACCACAAGUGCCCCCUACAGGUGGUACUGCCACCAGAGGAGAGGGAGAGCUCCAUCCACGUUCCAUUCAGACAGCCCAGGAAGAGAAACAGCCAUGUUGACGACACAGAGUGCACCGUGGUGUUGGAGGAUGACACUCGGCAAGAGAGGGUUUUUACACUGUAUCACUUUGACAACAGCGGUAAAGUCACCAAGCAGGAUAUGUGCAGUCUCAUGCAGUCCAUCUAUGAGGUGGUUGAAGCAUCGGUCAAGCAGCCGUCCUGUAGCACCACAGCCCUGAAGGUCAAACUGGUGGUAGGCCCCUCCAGCAGCUCUGGCCAGGGCUCUAGAACAGGUGACAGAAUGGAGGUCCAGCAGGAGGAGGCUGGGAGCCCAGAGAGGAUUUUUCACUGUGUGGAUGAAAACACAGAACGCAGGAACCACUACUUAGACCUAGCUGGGAUAGAGAACUAUUCCUCCAAGUUUGACAAUGCAGACGCCCCUUCUCAGCAGCCCAGAGUGGAGGCACGCUCAGACCAGCAGCACCGCUCAGUGUUGGUAGGGAAGAACUGCGGCGCAACUGAGUCCAGAGGUAGGGGCCUCUCCUUCAACAGGUCUCUCAGGGGCCACGUCAAGGCAGUGGGAAGAGACAGAGGAGGUGGAGGAGGAGGAGGGGGAGGAGGACGUGGGGGCAAAUCAAGCAAGCUCCAUGGCCACCAGCCCUUCAUGUGGUGCCACUCCUCCCAGCCACACUUCCAGCCCCAACUCCCCUUACAGCACAGUAAGAGGCUUCGCUCCAGGGCUAGAGAAGCUGGGUCCCCCUCCAGAACCCUCCACCACCUACACCAGCCUGCUUCUCAAGCUCAGCCAGGGGGAGAGAGGGAGAUGCUGCCCAGCCUGCCUGCCUUGUCUGGGGGCUUGGUCUCCCUGGCUCAGAGGCAUGAGCACCACCACGAGCACCAUCACCACCACCACCAUCACUACCACUACCACCCCCCAACAUGACUGCAGUCUGUACUCCACUCAGGGAUACAGAGACUGAGAGAAACACCUCCCUGUGGUUUAGCCCAUAGCUAGGGCCCUGAGCCAUUCCUGGUCAGGUCAGGUGGGCCUUAGAUAUAGUAUUGGGCUGUGGGACACCACCACUCUCCAUGCUAAGGAGUAAUAGCAACUCCGUACAAAAAUGAACUGUUAUGCCUUGUAUUGAUAACUGAGUUUCAUGUUGAAUGUGCCAUGUUGAAUAUGCUACUCACCUUUGGAAGCCCUCUAAACUGAUGUUUCUUCUCAGGUUUUUAUAGUGGAGGCUGCUGAGGGUAGAACAGCUCAUAAUAAUGGUCGGAAUGGAGCAAAUGGAACGGAAACCAUGUGUUUGAUAUAUUUGAUACCAUUUCACUGAAUCCGCUCCAGUUAUUACCACAAGCCCGUUCUCCCCAAUUAAGGUGCCACCAACCUCCUGUGAUUGCAACUUACAUUUAAUAUAAUUAAUGAAUACCUUCAUUAAGGCAAAGAUUUAAUCCGUUACAUCCCUGUAUUAGAGUUUAUGCAGUAUGUUUUGGAUUGUUUGUAUUUUGAUGUAUGAAAGCAUGAUCAACUUUGCUUGUGUUCAUUGUAGUGUGUCAAUUGAAAAAUACACACUGUCUAAUGAAGGCUGAUGCUUUCAAAUUUGGCAAUAUGAAAAAUCUAAAUAAAAUAAACAUUUGCAAGAAACAAUAAAGCAAUU
Messenger RNA from Oncorhynchus masou masou (cherry salmon), 2088 nucleotides. RefSeq names its product protein naked cuticle homolog 2-like. The transcript is spliced from 8 exons. The coding region runs from base 213 to 1373 and encodes 386 amino acids. NCBI's taxonomy places the organism in Eukaryota, Metazoa, Chordata, Actinopteri, Salmoniformes, Salmonidae. Gene Ontology annotation, cellular component: cytoplasm. Gene Ontology annotation, biological process: negative regulation of Wnt signaling pathway. The record is from RefSeq and is a predicted model, not a curated record.